Prorocentrum cordatum is the source of this 2013-nucleotide messenger RNA. Lineage: Eukaryota; Dinophyceae; Prorocentrales; Prorocentraceae. The record is from the annotation of a GenBank genome assembly.
AGAGUGCGUUUUCUUCCCAAGUAUAGCAGGUCUACUUGUAUGGCAGCUCCCUCCCCCCCGUCCGCCACCUUUUCAAGCAGCGCUGGGCCGAAAAGCCGGGCAAGCGAGACCCGACGAUCGUGACUCCUAGAUUUCCUUCCGGGUCGGGCCGAUGAGGUUGGCUGUAUUGUUUAAGAGAAGGCUCGCAAGAGCGCUCCUUGACGCAGCGAAUUAUCUGAGAGCCCCCAGGGGCAUCCGUCCUUGGUGGUGUCACUUGCGAACCAGACCUUGUCACCGGCCUGGAAGUCUGUCACUCCCUCCCCGACAGCCUCGACCACCCCCGCACUGUCCCAGCCAACGAUGAGGCGCUGGGGGGGCGCCUCCUCGCCUGGUGCCAGGGCGCCGGCGAUCACCUUGUAAUCGAUGGGGUUGGUUGCGAUGGCCAUGUUCUUGACCAGGACCUCCCCGGCCCCUGGCUGCGGCUUCUCCACGUCCAUCGCUGUCAAGAGCGCCGAGGCAUCGCCGUACUUGGUGACCGCCCACGCCUUCAUCAUGCUCGUCGCUUGCGCAGAGAUGAGGUCUACUAACAACGAGAGGGUCGAGCGAUGCUGGCUGGCAGGGUGGCCUGCUCGAGUCUUGAGCCAAAAUGGCUACGGAUUCAUUACAAAGGUGUAAUGAGCCGUCGGCCCGAUUGCAACCGCUUGUUUCGGAAUUCUACUCGCAGUACACCAAGAUCGACUCACGGCUCAUCAGCAAGAUGCCCAGUACGCUCUCCUUCGAGGACGCUGCUGCCUUGCCGCUGACCUUCCAGACAGCGUGGGAGGGCAUGGUGGAGCUGAUGGGCGUCCAGAAGGGCAAGUCGAUCUUCGUCUUGAAUGGCGCUGGCAGGCUCGGGUCGAUCGUCAUCCAGGUCGCAAAGCACCUCGGGCUCGCAGUGAUUGCCUCCGCAUCGCGCGCGGAGACCAUCGAGUUCUGCAAGCAGAUGGGCGCGGACCACGUGGUCAACCACCGCAACGAGGACCUCGGCGCUGAGCUCAAGCAGGUCGGCUUCGACUGCGUGGACUAUAUCUACAAUGCCCACGAGAACGAUCGCCUCGGGGAGCUCUUCAAGCUGCUGGUGUGCGACGGGAGGCUUGUGGUCACCUACGGCCCUACGCAAGAGCAGAUGGCGAAGGUGGACUGGACCACCGUGUGGCUGAAGAGGCAGACGCUGUGCUUCCAGAUGAUGUUCGCGCGGCCCAUGUUCAACACCGAGCCCGCGAUGGUGGGUGGCGUGAUGGCAACCAUGGCAAAGCUUGUGGACCAGGGCAGCAUCAAGACGACUGUCACGAUGAUGCCCUUUCUCAUGCUUAAACGUGGACAGGAAGCGCUUUCUCGGAACGAGAAGGUGAUGGGAGGUGACGGGAAGCUCCUUCUCCGAACGAGAAGGUGAUGGGAGUGUGUUCGAGGCCUUGGAUUAAAAGAGCAACGAACCACGCAACUAAUUAGAUUCUCGGAGGGGGCAUUGAGCAUAUCAAUGAUGCCAGCAAGCUUCAGAUGUCUGGCAAAAGCAUCGGCAAGAUCUGCGUCACCAUGACGCACUGAGGCUGUGUUGGUUUGCCACCCUGAUUUUUUCGGGGAGCUUGCAGGGUACUCGCGGCCACCAGUACAGGCUCUAGGUAUUAUAUGCAUCCAUGUAUGUAUGUAUGUAUGCCUUUCAUUUGAUUUGCUUCUCGCUGCAUGGCGCUGCGUUGUAUCAUGGUGUUUUCAACACUGCGUUGUAUCGCAGUGCCGGUGUCGGCACUCCAUUCUGAGCAGUUUCUUCGCUGCUUGGCAUUGGUGCGCAUUGCCUUGUAUUGAUGUGCCACUGUCUGUGAUCGAGCUCUGUUCGGCCCGCGAUUUUGUUACGCUUCGGUGUGCCUCAUAGUUCGCAUUGCUUUGCCUGAUAUCAUCGGCACUUUUUCGAGCGCCGUUCAGCCCUGCAGCUAGAGUGCGCUCGGAACACGGUCCCCGCGCGCGCCCAUAGAGCGUUCAUAUCCCAACCGUGCGCGGACA